Cucumis melo (muskmelon) is the source of this 1218-nucleotide messenger RNA. Its product is annotated as peptidyl-prolyl cis-trans isomerase CYP22. Gene Ontology annotation, molecular function: peptidyl-prolyl cis-trans isomerase activity. The transcript is spliced from 7 exons. Gene Ontology annotation, cellular component: intracellular membrane-bounded organelle. Bases 189 to 764 code for a protein of 191 amino acids. The record is from RefSeq and is a predicted model, not a curated record. Gene Ontology annotation, biological process: protein peptidyl-prolyl isomerization; protein folding. NCBI's taxonomy places the organism in Eukaryota, Viridiplantae, Streptophyta, Magnoliopsida, Cucurbitales, Cucurbitaceae.
GAGAGAGAGAGAAGAGAUAACAAAAUUAUGCAAGGACUAGAGUGGUAAUUCAUUGGUUUUAAAUUUUUGGUUAAAUUUCAUUUGCGGCCCAAAAGGGGGGUCAUCCAUGCAAAUUCCCGGUUUCACUUCUACAACAAAACCAAAACUGAGAGUACUUGAACUACGCAGAGCUCUGGGAAGUGACAACCAUGGCGUCGGUAGGAGGAACCGCCAGUGGAGGUGUCGAGUGGCAUGUCAGGCCUCCUAACCCUAAGAACCCUAUUGUUUUCUUCGACGUAACCAUUGGCACUAUCCCUGCCGGGCGUAUCAAGAUGGAGCUAUUCGCCGAUAUUGCUCCAAAAACCGCCGAGAAUUUUCGGCAAUUUUGCACCGGAGAAUACAGGAAAGCUGGAUUGCCGGUUGGUUAUAAGGGGUGCCAAUUCCAUAGAGUAAUCAAGGAUUUCAUGAUUCAAGCUGGUGACUUUGUCAAGGGCGAUGGAAGUGGAUGUGUUUCUAUUUAUGGACAUAAGUUUGAGGAUGAAAAUUUUGUUGCUAAACACACUGGACCUGGUUUAUUGUCAAUGGCAAAUAGUGGGCCUGGAACAAAUGGAUGUCAGUUCUUCAUUACUUGUGCCAAAUGUGAUUGGCUUGAUAACAAGCAUGUGGUCUUUGGGAGGGUGCUGGGUGAUGGCCUUUUGGUUGUCAGGAAAAUUGAAAAUGUAGCUACUGGCCCUAAUAACCGACCGAAACUGGCUUGUGUUAUCGCUGAAUGUGGUGAAAUGUAAAUGUAGGGGUUGCCCUAAACACAUUUCUCUAAUUGUUCGGCAUUCACUAUCAGAAAAAUAGGUCCUGGAAUCCGUUUAAUACUUCUUUCUUGGCACAGUAGUUAAGCAAGCUUGGCAGACAUGAUUCUCAUUUGUCAGGUUCGAGACAUCUAGGCCCCAUUCUGGUGAGGUUGGGAGCUCCUAUAUUCUCGUGAUUCUCAAAUACACAUUUGGCGAAUAGGCAUGCUCGUGGCCUCUAUUUAUUUCCAAUUUACUAUAGAAUGGACCAUAAAACUGUCUGCUUUAACAUGUUAAUGCUCUACCAUUUGAACUUCAUCAUUGCAUGACUUGACCCUUCCAUUCUUGUUAUUGCAUUGGUCAGAAGAAUUUAAGGGGAAGAAACAUACAUAUAAUAUGAUGUUCUAUCACUAACGAAAAUAACACGCUCAAUUUCACAGAGAAGGUUUCUUUUUGG